AUGUACGGCGCUGGAGCCGGCCCGCAAACGGGCGUCUCAACUCCGAGAUCGAGCGCCUCGCUACGCCCUCUCACCGUCACCCAUGGAAAGCUCGAGACAUCCUUCCUCGUCCCGACUGUUCUCCAUUUUCACGCCUCCCAGCUUAAGGAGAGGUUCAGCGCAUCUCUCCCCACCCCCACAGACGAGCUAGCUCAAGAUGAUGAGCCCUCUUCCGUACCUGAGCUCCUGGCCAGGUACAUGGGCUUCAUCGCGCAAGAGAUUGAGACUGGCGAAGACGAUGGCCAAGGCUCGUAUGAAGAGGUUCUCAAACUUGUGCUAAAUGAGUUUGAGCGAGCUUUCUUGCAGGGCAACGAAGUCCACCCGUUGGCAGCCACCCUACCUGGGAUUGACUCGAAGAAGCUCGAAGUCAUCCGCUGCUACUACGCUGGUCGCGCCGCCGUGAACCGUCCCGUCAAACCCCACCAGUCUGCCCUCUUCAGGGAAGCCGACGAUAACUCGGCGCAAAUUUACACCAUCUUCGGUGGUCAAGGCAACAUCGAGGAGUACUUUGACGAGAUCAGGGAAGUGAGCAAAGUCUAUUCCACCUUUGUAGGCGAGCUCAUCACCGCGGGAGCCGAGCUCCUUCAAUCGCUAGCAGCUCAUCCCGAGGCGGAGAAGCUCUACCCCAAGGGCCUUGAUGUUUUGGGGUGGUUGCACAACCCUGAGGCUACGCCCGACGUAGAUUAUCUGAUCUCGGCGCCUGUCAGCUUUCCCUUGAUUGGUUUGCUGCAGCUUGCCCACUAUGAGGUCACUUGCAAGGUGCUCGGUGUCCAGCCGGGCGUCCUGCGCGACAGGAUUCAGGGAACCACGGGCCAUUCUCAGGGUGUUGUCGUGGCCGCUGCGACCGCCGCCGCCGGUUCGUGGGACUCGUGGCGCGAGGUCGCCAUGAAGGCCCUCACUAUCCUCUUCUGGAUCGGUGCCAGGAGUCAGCAGACAUUCCCCAGGACGUCUAUCACACCCUCCAUGCUGCGCGACUCGGUCGACAACGGCGAAGGCACUCCCUCCCCCAUGCUUAGCAUCCGCGACCUCUCCCAGGCCGAAGUCCAGAAGCAUAUCGAUGCAACCAACCACUAUCUUCCAGCUGAUCGCCACAUCGGUAUCUCGCUUAUCAACAGCCCCCGAAACAUGGUUGUUACCGGUCCUCCCAUGUCGCUCUACGGUCUCAACUCCCGUCUGCGAAAAGUCAAGGCGCCCACCGGUCUCGACCAAAACAGGAUUCCCUAUACCGAGCGAAAGUAUCUUGCCGCGGCUACCGACCUGAUUGACGCCGAUCUCCGGGACGUCGAGAUCGAUGUUUCGAAGCUAGAUAUUGCUCUCUAUGAUACACACACUGGAAAGGAUGUUCGUGACGGUGUCAAGGGCAACAUCGUUCCCACCCUUAUUCGCCUCAUCACUCGUGAUCCCGUCUACUGGGAGAAGGCUACUGCUUUCCCUGAGGCCACACACGUCUUGGACUUUGGCCCCGGUGGCAUCUCGGGAAUUGGCAUCCUUACCAGCCGCAACAAGGAAGGAACCGGUGUCCGUGUCAUUUUGGCUGGUUCUGUCCAGGGUACCGUCCCUGAAGUUGGCUACAAGUCGGAGCUGUUUGAUCGCGACGAGGAGAACGCAGUCAAGUACGCCAUUGACUGGGUCAAGGAGUUUGGCCCCAAGCUCGUCAGGACUGCCAGCGGACGCACUUACCUUGAUACCAGGAUGAGUCGUCUACUUGGUCUCCCCGUCAUGGUCGCAGGUAUGACACCCGCCACGGUUCCCUGGGACUUCGUUGCUGCCACCAUGAACGCCGGAUACCACAUUGAGCUCGCUGGCGGAGGUUACUUCGAUCCCCGCAUGAUGACGGAGGCUAUCCGCAAGAUUGAGGGUGCCAUUCCCCUGCUUCGUGCGGAGGGUGUCCCCAUCCAGGGCCUCGCCAUUGGUGCUGGUGUCCCUUCCAUCGAGGUUGCCAACGAGUACAUCGAAACCCUUGGCCUCAAGCACAUCUCCUUCAAGCCCGGUUCCGUCGAUGCCAUCCAGGCCGUUGUCAACAUUGCCAAUGCCAACCCUACCUUCCCCCCUAUGCUCCAAAUGUAUCCCCGUAUCCGCCGCGCUGAGAACAUCAUCCUCAUUGCCGGAUCCGGUUUCGGUGGUGCCGAAGACACAUACCCUUACAUCACGGGUGAAUGGUCGAAGAAGUUCGGCUACCCGCCUAUGCCUUUUGACGGCUGCAUGUUCGGUAGUCGUAUGAUGGUUGCCAAGGAGGCUCACACUAGCCCCGAUGCCAAGAAGGCCAUUAUCGAUGCUCCCGGUGUCGAAGACUCCGAGUGGGAGAACACGUACAAGGUACCUACUGGUGGUGUUCUCACUGUCAGGUCCGAGAUGGGUGAGCCCAUCCACAAGCUUGCUACGCGCGGUGUUCGCUUCUGGGCUGAAAUGGAUCAGAAGAUCUUCAGCGUUCCCAAGGAAAAGCGUGUCGCGGAGCUGAAGAAGAACCGCGACUACAUUAUCCAGAAGCUCAACGACGAUUUCCAGAAGGUCUGGUUCGGUCGCAACAAGGCAGGCCAGGCCGUCGAUCUCGACGAGAUGACGUAUGCCGAAGUCGUUGAUCGUAUGAUUGAACUCUUGUACGUCAAGCACGAGUCUCGUUGGAUUGAUCCUACUUAUAUCCGCCUCACUGCGGACUGGAUCCAGCGUGUGGAGGAGCGUUUCACCCAGACCCCUGGCCAGCCUUGCGUUUUGCAAAAUAAGAUGGACUUGAAGGAGCCCUUCGCCACGGUUGAGCGCGUCCUCGCCGCCUACCCCGAAGCGCAAACUCAGAUUGUCAAUGCCCACGACGUUGAGCACUUCCUUCUCCUCUGCAUGUUCCCAUUCCAGAAGCCCGUCCCCUUCGUGCCCGUCUUUGAUGACAACUUUGAAUUCUACUUCAAGAAGGAUUCUCUUUGGCAGUCAGAAGACGUCCAGGCCGUUCAAGGCCAGGAUGUCGGCAGGACCUGUAUUCUCCAGGGACCCGUUGCCGUCAAGUACUCGACUGUCAUGGACGAGCCCAUCCAGCAGAUUCUUGAUGGAAUCCACAACGGCCACAUUGCUGGUCUCACCCGCGACCUUUACGGAGGCGAUGUGAGCCGGAUCCCUACCGUUGAGUACUUUGGUGGCCGUGUUACCGAGACCGAGAUCCCCCGCGGUCAUGCCCCGCUUGAAUCAUGGCUGGCGCUCCUCGCUGGCCCCAAGAGGAGCUGGCGGCACGCUCUUCUCCUGUCGGAUGUCGUCGUACAGGGACAAAAGUACGAGACGAACCCGAUCAAGAGGAUUUUCACCCCCACCAAGGGCAUGUUUGUCGAGAUUCAGUAUCCCAACGACCCCCAGAAGACGGUGAUCAUCGUCCAGGAACAACCCAGGCACAACGUCUACGUUGACGUGAUCGAGGUCAAGCUGAACAGCCCCAACGAGAUUGUUGUCAACAUGAUUAAGGAUACAACUGCUCUCGGCAAGGCCGCGGCCCUGCCCCUCAAGUUCACUUACCACCCCGAGGCUGGCUACUCGCCUAUCCGAGAGGUCAUGGAAGACCGCAAUGAUCGCAUCAAGGAGUUUUACUGGAAGGCGUGGUUUGGCAAUGAUCCCCUUGAUCUUGAUGCCCUCGUCACUGCCAAGUUCGACGGCGGACAAACCACCAUCACCGGCGAGGCCAUCAACGACUUCAUCCACGCUGUCGGAAACACGGGCGAAGCCUUUGUUGACCGACCUGGCAAGAUCAUGUAUGCUCCUAUGGACUUCGCCAUCGUUGUGGGCUGGAAGGCCAUUACCAAGCCCAUUUUCCCUCGCAAGAUUGACGGAGAUCUGCUCAAGCUCGUUCACCUUUCCAACGCGUUCCGCAUGAUGCCUGGUGCCGAGCCUCUCAAGAAGGGCGACGUUGUUUCCACCACGGCUCAGAUUAACGCCGUGAUCAACCAAGAGUCUGGCAAGAUGGUCGAAGUAUGCGGUACCAUUGUCCGCGACGGCGAACCUGUCAUGGAAGUGACCUCGCAGUUCCUGUACCGCGGAACCUACACGGAUUAUGAAAACACUUUCCAGCGAAAGCUCGAGACGCCUGUCAAGAUCCACCUCGCCACCACCCGUGAUGUCGCCGUUCUACGCUCUAAGCAGUGGUUCAUGGCGGACGAGUUGCCCCAGAAUAUUGAGCUCCUCGGCCAGACCCUUACUUUCCGCCUUCAGAGUCUGAUGCGCUACAAGAACAAGGAUGUGUUUAGCAGCGUCGAGACUCGUGGCCCUGUCCUGCUUGAGCUCCCCACCAAGGAGAUCAUCCAGGUUGCCAGCGUCGACUAUGAGGCCGGCCUCUCUCACGGAAACCCCGUUAUUGACUACCUCAGCCGUAACGGUGUUCCUCUUGAUCAGCCUGUUCACUUUGAGAACCCCAUUCCCCUGAGCGGCAAGACCCCCUGCAGCUUCGUGCCCCUGCCUCGAACGAGAACUACGCACGUCUAUGCCAACCUCCCCGGCACCAUUACCCACGGCAUGUACUCCAGCGCCGCUGUCCGUAGUCUCGUGGAGACUUGGGCAGCCGACAACAACAUUGGCCGUGUGAGGAGCUUCCACGCCUCGCUCGUGGGCAUGGUGCUUCCCAACGACGAUAUCCAGGUCAACCUCCAGCACGUUGGUAUGGUUGCGGGUCGCAAGAUUAUCAAGGUGGAGGCCAGCAACAAAGACACGGAGGAGAAGGUGCUUCUCGGCGAGGCCGAGGUUGAGCAGCCGGUGACCGCCUACGUCUUCACUGGCCAAGGCUCUCAGGAGCAAGGCAUGGGCAUGGACUUGUAUGCCAGCAGCCCCGUAGCUCAGGAGAUCUGGGACCGUGCUGACAAGUACCUCCUCGAAAACUAUGGCUUUUCCAUCACCAACAUUGUGCGCAACAACCCUAAGGAGCUCACCAUCCACUUUGGUGGCCCCCGUGGUAAGGCUAUUCGCCAGAACUACAUGGCCAUGACUUUUGAAAGUGUCUCUAGCGACGGCACGGUCAAGUCGGAGCGCAUCUUCAAGGAGAUUGAUGAGACGACCACGUCGUACACUUACCGCUCACCCACGGGUCUCCUGUCGGCGACGCAAUUCACUCAGCCCGCCCUCACGCUCAUGGAAAAGGCCAGCUUCGAGGACAUGAAGUCUAAGGGUCUCGUGCCCAGGGACAGCACCUUUGCGGGUCACUCGCUCGGUGAAUACUCGGCCCUCACGGCGCUCGCGGAUGUCAUGCCGAUUGAGAGUUUAGUGUCGGUCGUCUUCUACCGCGGUCUGACCAUGCAGGUCGCCGUGGAACGUGAUGCGGCCGGUCGCUCCAACUACUCCAUGUGUGCUGUUAACCCCAGCCGCAUCUCGAAGACGUUCAACGAAGAGGCGCUCCAGUAUGUGGUGGAUAACAUCGCCGAACAGACUGGAUGGCUUGUGGAGAUUGUCAACUACAACAUCGCCAACAUGCAAUACGUGUGCGCUGGUGACCUUCGAGCGCUCGACACGCUCACUGGUGUGACCAACUUCCUGAAGCAGCAGCAGAUCAAUAUUGAGGAGAUGAAGGGCAACAUCUCGGAGACCAAGGACGCCCUCCGCAACAUUAUCCAAGGAUGCGCGGAAGCGACGCUCAAGAAGCCCCAGCCAUUGGAGUUGCAGCGAGGAUACGCGACGAUUCCUCUUCGAGGCAUCGACGUGCCUUUCCACUCGACCUUCUUGCGGUCGGGUGUUAAGCCGUUCCGAUCUUUCCUCCUCAAGAAGAUCAACAAGACCACGAUUGACCCAGCCAAGCUUAUUGGCAAGUACAUCCCCAACGUGACGGCCAAGCCGUUUGAGUUGACCAAGGAGUACUUUGAGGAGGUUUACAAGCUCACCAACUCGCCUCGCAUCGGGCACGUGUUGGCCAACUGGGACAGGUACACCUCGGAUGAGGCGGACAGCGAUGACUCGAACAGCGGGUCCGAGACGCGAGCUCUCAACGGAACCGACGUCGAGCAGGCUGGUGCCGGGGCCGCCGCUUGA
Messenger RNA from Parascedosporium putredinis, 6021 nucleotides. Lineage: Eukaryota; Fungi; Ascomycota; Sordariomycetes; Microascales; Microascaceae. The record is from the annotation of a GenBank genome assembly.